AUGGCUUAUCUUUGGUGUUUUACCGUUUCUGUAGUACUUAGCCAUUUGCUGUUCGUCAUGGCUGGUAGCCAAGCGAGUGAGGAGAACAGUUCGCCGAUCGUAAAUCUCACCGAUUUAGGAGCGUUGCGAGGCAUCACUGGCACUGGCGCUUGGACAGGGCGCAAGUUCUACCAGUUCUUGGGCGUACAUUACGCACAAUCCACGGGCGGUGCGAAUCGGUUCAAGCCUCCGAAAAGAGUGGCCCCAUGGCAGGGAGUGAAAGAUGCCACCCGCCACGGUAUGCCUUGUCCGCAGAUGAAGCUCAUUUCGCAAUUUACCGGGAAAGCGUUUGCGCCGGAUGUGGAAGAUUGUUUGACUUUGUCGAUCUACAGCUCAGAUCUGGUAGAUAGAAGACCCGUGAUGGUUUUCAUUCACGGCGGAGGAUUCCAUGAGGGCAGUGCCAAAAAUCAAACGGCCGAGUAUCUGAUGGUGCGCGAUGUUGUGCUUGUAACGGUUCAGUAUCGGCUCGGGCCGCUCGGGUUUCUUGCGACCAACUCGCAGGACAUUUCGGGAAAUAUGGGCCUCAUGGAUCUGACGCUUGCCCUGGAAUGGGUACAGGAGCACAUCGAGCGGUUCGGGGGCAAUCCGAACAAUGUUACGCUGUUCGGACAAUCGGCUGGUGCGGCCGCCAUUUCGGCGCUUAUGUACAGUCCCAAAGUUGCGGAUGGACUGUUCCACAAAGUGAUACUGCAGUCGGCCGGAUCCGCCUCGCCGUGGGUGUGGGACACAAACCCGGAGGACAGUGCGAGACAUAUCGCGUUCAAUGCCGGUUACGGCGACGACGAGGAGAUAGAACAGUUUCUUCAGAAGGUGGACGUUUGGGAGCUUCUGCGCGGUUUUAUAGAGGCGAAGCAGCAGAGAAGCUUUUCGCAAGGGUUAGAUCAUGUCGGUGGCAAUCGGCUUGUUACGGACGGGCGUAACGGAUUUUUACCACAGACUCCUUGGGAGUGUAUGAAGCAGGGCAAGAUAAGGAAGAACAUUCCAAUGAUGGCUGGCGUAACGAAGCACGAAGGCACGUUUCUGUUGACCUCCGUGUACGAUCAUUUCAAGCGCACCGGACAGCUGGAUGAUCCGAAUUUCGUGAAAUAUUAUCUGGUGGAUGAGGUGAACAAAUUUCUGGGGGCGCGCGAUCCUACCGGCGCACUCGGUGGGUACGAGAUGCGUUCGUUGUUCACCGGAAAGGAGCUAGAAAGUGGUGACUUUGGUGAGAUGGCGGAUGGAUUGAUUGAUUUGGCAGGAACCAUAUUGAUUAAAGCGCCAUUGUUACGUGAAGCGCAGGCAAACGCUAGAGUGAACCGGAACGGAACAUUCCUGUAUUCGUUCGAUUAUGUCGGCGAACAUACACGGUUUGGGUACGGUAGUGACACUUCGCACUAUCCGUUCGAUGGUGGUGUUCAUCAUUCAAACGAUAAGCUGUAUCUGUUCCCAUACCCACCGGGACAUCCGGACAAGUUGAACGAGAAGGACACUGCCAUGGCAAAGCUGAUGGUGGAUCUGUGGACUUCGUUUGCAGCGGACGGGAUUCCAAGAUCGGAACAGUUAACUGUUCAGUGGAAUUCAAUGCAACAUUACGCCGGACCGUACUUACACAUAAAUGAUCCGCAGAGCGUUGGAGACAAUUUUUACGAAGAGUUUACAGCAGCAAGUGAUGAGAAACGGCGACGCAUCAAGGAGGCGGCGUAG
Molecule: messenger RNA, 1722 nt
Organism: Anopheles marshallii
Lineage: Eukaryota; Metazoa; Arthropoda; Insecta; Diptera; Culicidae
Product: glutactin-like
Exons: 5
Coding region: 1-1722 (573 amino acids)
Source: RefSeq, a predicted model, not a curated record